Eubalaena glacialis (North Atlantic right whale) is the source of this 5278-nucleotide messenger RNA. It is a transcript of the gene USP19, whose product is annotated as ubiquitin specific peptidase 19. The transcript is spliced from 27 exons. Gene Ontology annotation, molecular function: cysteine-type deubiquitinase activity. Gene Ontology annotation, biological process: protein deubiquitination. Lineage: Eukaryota; Metazoa; Chordata; Mammalia; Artiodactyla; Balaenidae. The record is from RefSeq and is a predicted model, not a curated record. Bases 763 to 4857 code for a protein of 1364 amino acids.
UCCUAGGAGGAGAGGGUAGGGACGCGACCUUCAGCUGGGGCCUGGGAGCAAAGAGGCGGCAGAUGUUCACCUCUCGAUUCUGGACCUGUCGUCACUGAAGAUCCAGCCCACCAGUCCCACAUCUGACCCGUAGAAGAAUCCCCCCGUCCCCCGCCAAACCUCCGCUCCCCACACCCACACCCACACACUCACACUCUGGGGAACACAGACUAGUCACUGUCUGUCCUACUACUGUCUCAGGCCAUGCUUGAGGCUGCCAGGGGUCCUGGAUCCAUGGUUCGUUCAUCCCCACCCUUAUCUCAGUUCUGAGAACUUUAUUUUGGAUGGAGAAACAGCCCAGAAUCCACUGGUGGGUCUGUGGGAAACUGGCUAAGAGCUGAUGAGGGGGUGGACAUGGGAAGGAAGGGGAUAAUGUUUGUUUCAGUCUCAGACUGCAUGUCCACCCUGAGGCAGAGAUGCUGCUGAAAGGGAAAUGUGACAUCUGAAUACCCUUUUCACCUUAGCUUUUGCAGGUCCCUCUUUGCAUAGGAGAGCAGCUGGAGAGAGGAAUCUCUCCAGAUAUAAGAAAACAAAAACAAAAACAAAAACAAAAACCAAGCAGUGCACAGAAGCAGGUUCAGAGGAAGGCUGUCAGUUCCUUGCUGGAGAAUUUGUCCACAAAGAGUUGCCAAGAUAGCUGGGCCAGGAAGAAAGCGCCGCAGCCCUGACCCAGACACCGUUGCCGACCCCGGGGCACUCUGGCUGUCACCCAAGCGGCUCAAGAUGUCUGGCGGGGCCAGCACCACAGGCCCAAGGAGAGGGCCCCCAGGACUGGAGGAGGCCACCAGUAAGAAGAAGCAGAAGGAUCGAGCAAACCAGGAGAGCAAGGAUGGAGAUCCUAGGAGAGGUGGGUCAGCAUUCACUUCUCGGGAGGAGCCGACCAAAGAGGAGUUGUUGCUCGAUUGGAGGCAGAGUGCUGAUGAGGUGAUUGUCAAGCUGCGUGUGGGAGCUGGUCCCUUGCGUCUGGAGGAGGUGGAUGCUGCUUUCACAGACACAGACUGUGUGGUGCGGCUUCCAGGUGGUCGGCAGUGGGGUGGUGUUUUCUAUGCUGAGAUAGAAAGUUCUUGCACCAAAGUGCAGGCUCGCAAAGGUGGCCUCCUGCAGCUGUCACUGCCCAAGAAGGUGCCUCUGCUCACGUGGCCCUCUCUCCUGAAGAAACCUCUAGGGACCCAGGAGUUGGUGCCAGGGCUGCGGUGCCAGGAGAAUGGGCAGGAGCCGUCUCCUGUUGCCCUGGAGCCAGGCCCUGAGCCCCGCCGGGCUAAGCAGGAGGCCCGGAACCAGAAGCGGGCCCAGGGCCGUGGUGAGGUAGGCGCAGGGGCUGGCCCUGGGGCCCAGGCAGGGCCCAGCGCCAAGAGGGCUGUGCAUCUCCACAGAGGGCCAGAGGGGGAAGGGUCCAGAGAUGGCCCUGGACCCCGAGGUGAGGCCCCCAAGUUCCUGGCUGAGCCGGCCACCCAGGCUGAGGCUGAGGAACAGCUCCGUGUACCACCACUGAACCCCCAGACCUGCCUCCUGGGCUCAGAGGAGAAUCUAGCACUUUUGACAGGAAAGAAAGCAGUAGCCCCCAGGAAUGACCCAGUGUCCCCAGUCAUGGCUCGGAGCAGAGACCCUGAGAAAGAUGAUCGUUCCAAAGAGGAGAUGGCAGUGGCAGCAGAUGCUGCAGCCUUGGUGGAUGGUAAAGAGCCCGAGUCCAUGGUGAACCUGGCAUUUGUCAAGAAUGACUCGUAUGAGAAGGGGCCGGACUCAGUGGUGGUGCACGUGUACGUGAAGGAAAUCUGCAGGGACACAUCUCGAGUGCUUUUCCGCGAGCAGGACUUCACGCUUAUCUUCCAGACCAGGGACGGAAACUUCCUGAGACUGCACCCGGGCUGUGGGCCCCACGCCAUCUUCCGUUGGCAGGUGAAGCUCAGGAACCUGAUCGAGCCAGAGCAGUGCACCUUCUGCUUCACGGCCUCUCGCAUCGACAUCUGCCUCCGUAAGCGGCAGAGUCAGCGCUGGGGGGGCCUGGAGGCCCCAGCUGCACGAGGUGCAGUGGGUGGUGCAAAGGUAGCCGUGCCGACAGGUCCAACCCCUCUGGAUUCAACCCCACCGGGAGGUACCCCCCACCCCCUGACAGGCCAGGAGGAAGCCCGGGCUGUGGAGAAGGAGAAACCCAAGGCUCGAUCUGAGGACACAGGCCUAGAUGGUGUGGUAGCCCGCACCCCCAUGGAGCAUGCAGCCCCAAAGCCAGAGCCACACCUGGCAUCGCCCAAGCCCACAUGUAUGGUGCCUCCAAUGCCCCACAGCCCGGUGAGUGGAGACAGCGUGGAGGAAGAGGAGGAAGAAGAGAAGAAGGUGUGUCUGCCGGGCUUCACUGGCCUUGUCAAUCUAGGCAACACCUGUUUCAUGAACAGCGUCAUUCAGUCUCUAUCCAAUACUCGGGAGCUGCGGGACUUCUUCCACGACCGCUCCUUUGAGGCCGAGAUCAACUACAACAACCCACUGGGGACUGGUGGGCGUCUGGCCAUCGGCUUUGCUGUACUGCUCCGGGCGCUGUGGAAGGGAACCCAUCAUGCCUUCCAGCCCUCCAAGUUGAAGGCCAUUGUGGCGAGCAAGGCCAGCCAGUUCACAGGCUACGCACAGCACGAUGCCCAGGAGUUCAUGGCUUUCCUGCUGGAUGGGCUGCACGAAGACUUGAACCGUAUUCAGAAUAAGCCCUACACGGAGACCGUGGACUCAGAUGGGCGACCUGAUGAGGUGGUAGCUGAGGAAGCCUGGCAGCGGCACAAGAUGAGGAAUGACUCUUUCAUCGUGGACCUAUUUCAGGGCCAGUACAAGUCGAAGCUGGUGUGCCCCGUGUGCGCAAAGGUCUCCAUCACUUUUGACCCGUUCCUGUACCUGCCGGUGCCUUUGCCACAGAAGCAAAAGGUUCUCCCUAUCUUCUAUUUUGCCCGGGAGCCCCACAGCAAGCCCGUCAAGUUUCUGGUGAGCAUCAGCAAGGAGAACUCCAGUGCAAGUGAAGUGUUGGACUCCCUGUCUCAGAGUGUCCACGUGAAGCCUGAGAACCUGCGUCUGGCUGAGGUGAUUAAGAAUCGCUUCCACCGUGUGUUUUUGCCCUCCCACUCACUGGACACUGUGUCACCUUCCGACACGCUCCUCUGCUUCGAGCUGCUAUCCCCAGAGUUAGCUAAGGAGCGGGUGGUGGUGCUAGAGGUGCAGCAGCGCCCCCAGGUGCCCAGCAUCCCCAUCUCCAAGUGUGCAGCCUGCCAGCGGAAGCAGCAGUCAGAGGAUGAGAAGCUGAAGCGCUGUACCCGUUGCUACCGCGUGGGCUACUGCAACCAGCUCUGUCAGAAAACCCAUUGGCCUGACCAUAAGGGCCUCUGCCGCCCUGAGAACAUUGGCUACCCCUUCCUGGUCAGUGUACCUGCCUCACGCCUCACUUAUGCCCGUCUUGCUCAGCUGCUAGAGGGCUAUGCCCGGUACUCUGUGAGUGUGUUCCAGCCACCCUUCCAGCCUGGCCGCAUGGCCUUGGAGUCCCAGAGCCCUGGCUGUGCCACACUGCUGUCCACUAGCUCCCUGGAGGCUGGGGACAAUGACAGGGACCCUGUUCAGCCACCAGAGCUCCAGUUGGUGACCCCUGUGGCUGAGGGGGACACAGGGGUCCCCCGGGACUGGGCAUCCCCUGAUCGGGGCCCUGUGCCCAGCACCAGUGGAGUUUCUUCUGAGAUGCUGGCCAGUGGGCCCAUUGAAGUUGGCUCCUUGCCUGCUGGUGAGAGGGUGUCCCGGCCUGAAGCUGCUGUGCCUGGGUACCAACACCCAAGUGAAGCCAUGAAUUCCCACACACCGCAGUUCUUUAUCUAUAGAAUUGAUGUAUCCAACCGAGAGCAGCGGCUAGAGGACAAAGGAGACACCCCACUAGAGCUGGGUGAUGACUGCAGCCUUGCUCUAGUCUGGCGGAACAAUGAGCGCCUGCAGGAGUUUGUGUUGGUAGCCUCCAAGGAGCUGGAAUAUGCUGAGGAUCCAGGCUCUGCUGGUGAGGCUGCCCGUGCUGGCCACUUCACUCUGGACCAGUGUCUGAACCUCUUCACGCGGCCUGAGGUGCUGGCACCUGAGGAGGCUUGGUACUGCCCGCAGUGCAAACAACACCGCGAGGCCUCCAAGCAGCUGUUGCUGUGGCGCCUGCCGAAUGUGCUCAUCGUGCAGCUCAAGCGCUUCUCCUUUCGCAGUUUCAUCUGGCGUGACAAGAUCAAUGACUUGGUGGAGUUCCCUGUUCGGAACCUGGACCUGAGCAAGUUCUGUAUCGGUCAGAAAGAGGAGCAGCUGCCCAGCUAUGACCUGUAUGCUGUCAUCAACCACUAUGGAGGCAUGAUCGGUGGCCACUACACUGCCUGUGCGCGCCUGCCCAAUGAUCGCAGCAGCCAGCGCAGCGACGUGGGCUGGCGCUUGUUUGAUGACAGCACGGUGACAACGGUAGACGAGAGCCAGGUCGUGACGCGUUAUGCCUAUGUACUCUUCUACCGCCGGCGGAACUCUCCUGUGGAGAGGCCCCCCCGGGCAGGUCACUCUGAACACCACCCAGACCUAGGCCCUGCAGCUGAGUCUGCUGCCAGCCAGGCUUCCCGGAUUUGGCAGGAGCUGGAGGCCGAGGAGGAGCCAGUACCCGAGGGGCCUGCGCCCCUGGGUCCCUGGGGGCCCCAGGAUUGGGUGGGCCCCCCACCACGUGGCCCUACCACACCAGACGAGGGCUGUCUCCGAUACUUUGUUCUGGGCACCGUGGCAGCUUUGGUGGCCCUCGUGCUCAACGUGUUCUAUCCUCUGGUAUCCCAGAGUCCCUGGAGAUGAGCUCACCUGCAGGCAGCUGCUGUGAGCUGGCCUACCUACCUGCCCGCCAGGCCAUGCCUGCCUCUGUGGUGGGGACCAACUCUGGGCUUGGGCCUCAGUGUGUGCAUCUGAGGGGAGAGGGUGGGGACUGUGGCUCCUGCAGGGGCAGAGCAUCCUAGGGUGGGUAUCCCGUCCAGCUGUCUGUCCGUUUGUCCUACUGCUCCUACCCUUGGCCUGGGGCUUAGCCCUGCCCAAGCAGCUUCCUGUAUUUAAAGUGUUAAUAAAGCGAGACUGUUCAGGCCGAUCUCGUCUCUCUGUCUCAAUGCCGCUGCUGUCUGCGCCUGCCUUGGGGCCCUCCCUUGGGUGCCAGGGCUCCAAGCCAGCACCCCCGGGAUGCCAGGCGGCAUACUGGGCAGCCCCCAACCCCUGUCCUCAUAUUCUG